Molecule: messenger RNA, 456 nt
Organism: Rhizophagus irregularis DAOM 181602=DAOM 197198
Lineage: Eukaryota; Fungi; Glomeromycota; Glomeromycetes; Glomerales; Glomeraceae
Source: RefSeq, a predicted model, not a curated record
AUGCAACAAACAAUUCUUGCUGAUAAUUCUCUUACAGAAGAAGAAAAAACGGAAGCAAUAAAAUCAAAUAAUAAAAAUUAUGACCGAGCUAAAAUUAUUUAUAAUGAUGGGACAAGAAGAGUUUGUGAAAAUUGUAACCAAAAAUGUUUAGCUACAUUAUAUUGUGAAUUUUGUGUUCGAAAUUAUUUAAAAUCUAAUUUUUCAAAUUGGACUUCUGGAAAUAAUGUUAUUGAUAAUUUAAUAAUAAAUUGUCAAAUGGAAACACUUAGACCAGAUGUUAUUAUUGAAUGGAUCCCAUUUAAUAAUUUAGAAAAUAUUAAAUAUCUGACAAAAGGUGGAUUCUCAGAGAUUUAUACAGCAGAUUGGAUUAAUGGUGGAUAUGAAGAAUGGGAUUCUAAAGAGCGACAAUUAAUAAGACAUGGAACUCUUGCUAUAAUACUUAAAGAAUUAAAAAAU